GCGUGUGCCUCGUGCGAAGUCACGGAGAAAGGUUCUCUACUUCUGUCAUUCAAAAGUUGAAGUUUUCCUACACUUUCGCGGGAAGUUUUCCACAAAAAUUGUUGUAAAAUAUUUCUGGAAUACCAUGGGCGAGAAUGGCCGGACAAUGUUUGGUGAGCGACUUGGAAGGGAGGUCGGAUGUCUUCGGAUUCAAAAGUGCGACGAACCACAGCCGGGCACAGCGCAUUCAGUCUCCUUCAACAAACAGCGGAGACGAAUUUCAAUGCCAGCACUACAAUUUCAGUCUGAACAGGGCCCGCAACACCACCUGUUGGUGUUGAUGGUAGGCUGUCUGAUGAGCUCUACACUGGUGCAAGACAUCGCUAGCUAGUCUCCAAGCAGAUAAACCAUAUCAAACACUUGUACUAUUUCCACAACAUCGAUGGUCCACUUUCUCAGAGUCUUGUCGUCCAGUCCAGACUUUGCACUUCCCCGUUGUCGUGGCGACAAAAACAAUAAGCUGGCUCCCAUUCUCUCCGGAGGUUGAAUCAACACGUCGCCAGGCUGGAUUGUCCUCGACUCGGCUUAUCCGGGGCCAGUCUGUUGGAAAAGUAACAGUCGACUGGCGACUGAAACAAGCUUAUCAGCGAGCGGCAAAAUGGCGUGACGCUUGGAGUGGAAACCUAAGCUAGGACCCACUUUGGGGGGAUGCGUCUAGUUCUGAAGAGGCUGCCGUGGCGGUGGGAUCACUUCGAGGUUUUUGGGGAGUCUGUCCUACACGGAAAAACUCUGACGUUGAUAAAUUUCGGGACGCCAUAUCUCACCGCAAGGUCCACAGAGGAACAUGAAGUGCGCUUGGAUCGCUUGGUUACUGGUGUUCGUUUUGUCAGACGGUGUGGUGGCACAGAUCACGUUUGACUGCCCCUCCCCCCAGACGGGCCUGGCGAACAACCCGUUCCUGAUCUACUGCGUGGUGACGUCAGACGGUGAGGAGGUACCCAACACCAACUGGCUCUUCAACAGUGUAAUCGUGCCCAACCAAGGGGAUCGCACGACUAGCACGAUGAACGGCCUGAUCAUCCAGAACCUGGUGCUGUCGGACGCGGGAGACUGGGUGUGUACAGGGGAGCUGUCUAACGGCUUCACGGACACCGUCACUGUACGGGUCAUCGUGGACGACUUUCCUGGGCCGCCCCUGAACUUGGCCUUGGAAACUCCGACCACUUCGAAUGUGCUGGUGACCUUUGACCGCCCGGAGGGGUCCGAGCCGCUGGUCUUGACACAGUGGAUCAUCGAGUACCGUGCUUCUGGUGAUGACGCCUGGACCACGGUCACAGAGACAGACACAGACGUGACAGAGUUCCCCAUCUCGGGGUUGGUGCUCCAGGAGACCUACACCUUCCGUGUGGCGGCGGAGACCGGGGCGGGGCGGGGCGACUAUUCACAGGAGGUGUCAAUCACCAUCACAGAAGUGACAACUCCACCUCCAACGACAACACCUCCAAACCCGCCACAACAGACCUUCACACCGCCUCCAUCCACAGCACCUGCCUCCCUCGCCAACAACACCGAGACGUCCCCCACCAUCGGACAGCAGUCAGGCGAUCCUCAGCCUGUUCUCAACAGCAUACUCACCAUUGUUCUGGGGCUCUUGGCUGCCCUGAUAGUGUUGGUGUUAGCCGGGGUGGGAGUGUACGUUUGGUGCAAGAGGUCCAGGAGAAGGGUGGUCUGUCAGACACAGGAUACUGCAAAGACACCCCCUGCCUGAAUAGUUUCUGAAGCAUCCCCAAUGGGGCUAAUCUUCAAGCAGAUCUUACGGUACACGUAGCAUAAGAUAGUAUCAAAAGCUGGCAGAAGAAUGAAGCCGACCUAGGCGACGGACCCCCUCUGGCCUGUUAGACUCCUUGGCUGGCUUUGAUACUAAUAUGCCACCGGAUAUCUGCUUGGAGACUACAAUGGGACAUAAUAUUCAUGCUUUGGGAGUGUGUUAGAAUUAUCUGUAUCAUUUUUGUCCAUCUGUUUUGAGAGUUUACUGUUUUGUUGUGCUGUGUCGUGUUGAAUACAGACCUAUGGCAUUUUCUGUCAUUGUAAUCAAUGUAAUGUGUAUCAUUCUCGUCAACGUUCUAGCAAAAGUAUACUACAUUUGUACAGCCGAAAAAUACACCAUAUUGUUUAAAAGCAAAAAGGCCCUGUCUUCCAAUAUCCGUCCUUUUUCAAUUGUUUUUUUUUUUUCGUUUUUUGUAUAUUGCUUUGUCCCUUUACUGUUUAACGUUGAAUAAUCAUUUCUACCAGUUUCUCACUUUUUUUUACAUAUUGAAAGGACAAAAUACUUUCAUCAGGUUUGCCUCUUAAUUGGUGUUGUUUCCCUCUUAAUUGACAUUGUUUGUCUCUUAAUUGGUGUUGUUUUCCCCUUGAUUGACGUUGUUUAAUUAAAUGUUUUUAUCCAUGGCUUGUGUAUGUGGGUACAUAUAGAUACAGUCGAAAUGUCAUGUCAACCAAACCACUUCAACUCUUUGUUGUCCUUUAUUAUAUUUCACAUCGAUCAAUUUACAUAAUAUAGGCUAAACUCAUUAAAACACCCCAGAAAAUUUUCUGGAAUCACA
Molecule: messenger RNA, 2582 nt
Organism: Branchiostoma floridae (Florida lancelet)
Lineage: Eukaryota; Metazoa; Chordata; Leptocardii; Amphioxiformes; Branchiostomatidae
Product: protein sidekick-1-like
Exons: 10
Coding region: 824-1747 (307 amino acids)
Molecular function (GO): protein binding
Source: RefSeq, a predicted model, not a curated record